Molecule: messenger RNA, 1369 nt
Organism: Nicotiana tabacum (common tobacco)
Lineage: Eukaryota; Viridiplantae; Streptophyta; Magnoliopsida; Solanales; Solanaceae
Product: cycloartenol-C-24-methyltransferase
Biological process (GO): sterol biosynthetic process
Cellular component (GO): endoplasmic reticulum
Molecular function (GO): sterol 24-C-methyltransferase activity
Source: RefSeq, a predicted model, not a curated record
AAAUUGGUAAUCUCAGCGACCGGUCCAUUGAGUUUGAACUUGACUGUUCACCUCUGUGGAAAAAGCCCCAAAAGAUCCCCUUUUCCUCCCUAAUUGUGGAAGAGACUCUAAAGCCCGAAAUUAUGUUGACUACCAAGCCCAAGUCAACGGGUCUCUUGCUUAUAUAUUGUGCCCGGGAAAUGAGAGACUCAUUUCAGCUGCUUUCCCAAUUAUUUUAAUCUUAUUGAACGACAGAUGUCAAAAACUGGAACAUUUGAUCUGGCUUCUGGGGUUGGUGGCAAAAUUGAGAAGAAAGAAGUACUUUCAGCUUUUGAAAAGUACAAAAAAUAUCAUGCCUGUGAUGGAGAAGCUGAGGAAGAGAGGAAAGCCAACUACAUUGAUAUGGUUAACAAAUAUUAUGAUCUAGCAACAAGCUUUUAUGAGUAUGGUUGGGGUGAAUCUUUCCAUUUUGCUCCUAGAUGGAAAGGUGAAUCACUUCGAGAAAGUAUCAGACGACACGAACACUUUCUUGCUCUGCAAUUAGGGCUAAAGCAAGGACAAAAGGUUUUGGAUGUUGGAUGUGGAAUUGGUGGCCCUUUAAGAGAAAUUGCCAGAUUUAGUGGUACAUAUGUUACUGGAAUCAACAACAAUGAAUAUCAAGUAACACGAGGAAAAGAACUGAACCUUAUUGCAGGAGUUGACAACACCUGCAAUUAUGUAACGGCCGACUUCAUGAGUAUGCCAUUUGCUGACGACAGUUUUGAUGGAAUUUUUGCCAUAGAAGCUACAUGUCAUGCCCCAGAUGUGUUUGAUUGCUACAAGGAAAUAUUCAGAGUGUUGAAGCCUGGCCAGUGCUUUGCUAAUUAUGAAUGGUGUAUCACUGAUUUCUUUGAUCCUAAUAAUGCAAAUCACCAGAGGAUCAAGCGUGAGGUGGAGCUUGGUAAUGGACUUCCUGACAUCAGAUCGAUGGGACAGUGCAUUGAAGCUCUGAAACAAGCAGGUUUUGAGAUUAUUUGGGACAAGGAUAUUGCUAUCGACUCUCCUCUCCCUUGGUAUUUGCCUCUGGACAAAAGUCAUUUCUCCUUAGGCAAUGUACGCGUGACAGUUUUUGGACGCUUUUUCACCAGAAAUAUGGUCAAGAUAUUAGAGCGAGUCGGCCUUGCCCCUGAAGGAAGCCAAAAGGUUCAAGCCAUCCUGGAGCAAGCUGCAGAUGCACUUGUUGAAGGUGGAAAGGAAGGCAUUUUCACUCCAAUGUAUUUCUUCUUGGCGAGGAAGCCUUCUGCCAACUGAUCUAUUAAGCUAAUUCUUCCUCAAUACAAUAAAGGUUACACAUAUAAUGUUCAGCGAAUUGGUAUAUUUUGAGUCUGUGAACUGGCUUUUCAAUUUGCUU